AUGGCAACCUCUCACCCGCUGGAAGAGCCUCCCUACCGCUCGUACGAGGAGCUUCGUAGAGACAGGGUUCCCGUGUUCUUGUCCACUGCAGCCAAGCGUCUAUUCUGGCCCCUUGACGGCGUCUUCCCCGCCGCGAUAUCCGUCAUGAAGACCCCUCGCAGUGCGGACGACAUCGAACCAUUCUUUCGACCCGAUACUGGAAGUGGCGGCACGUGGCACGAGAUCUCUCAACUGUCCCUGACAGAACCCAAGGUCUCUUCCGUUGAAGCUUCAGUCCGGGAGCUUGAUGAAUGGGAGGGUGAGUGGUUGCGAUGGCAUGAAAAUCACGCAUGCAAGCCCGACAGUGACCCGAAGUACGUCACGUACGGAGAUUUGAGCGACGAGGACCGGCCCUUUGCCGACGAACCCGAUGAGGACGGCAACUGGGAAGCGGACUCGGACACUGAGUUUCUUGUCAAGUGCUGUGGCGAAGAUAGACCUCUAAGAAAGCGGGGGAUAAAGUUGGUGGUGACUUCAUCUGCAGGCAAUGGAGGCUUUGUCACGAUACGCGAUUACGUCGGCGCUGUUCAUCCUUGGCUCAUGAGCAUGCAUGCCGACAUAGUGAGCGCUGAUUCGCUUGCGCAGAUGAGACCUAUGCCCCCAGCUGCACCGCCAACCGAAUUGAUGGUGGGUGAGGGGCCAAAACACAGGAUGGUAGAGAAGAUAAGCUGGCUUCGAAAGCACGGUGGUGGUCCGCCACUUCCACCGGCUGCACAAGCCUCAAGAGACAGAUUCCUGGCUAGGAUACGUGCGGAGAGGGAGGAGAGGGGACGGAGGAACCAGGCCAAAGAGUGA
Molecule: messenger RNA, 834 nt
Organism: Thyridium curvatum
Lineage: Eukaryota; Fungi; Ascomycota; Sordariomycetes; Thyridiales; Thyridiaceae
Exons: 2
Coding region: 1-834 (277 amino acids)
Source: RefSeq, a predicted model, not a curated record